CGUGCCAAAUGUUCAACCAAUCAAAACUGCUUUUACUGCAGCGUCUAGCAGUUUGAAACAGUGCUUUUUAACAGUAGAGUGGAUUCUUGCAGAUUGAAGGAUAACGUUGUGUUAUAGAGGAACAAAUACCUUGAAAACACUCAAUGAGAAGAUGUCAUCAGAUGAAGGGGAGCAAAAUAAUCCAGUUUUACCAAGAGAUUCAGACAGAGGCAGCUCAGUUUCCUCUGCGCUUCAGGAUGAGUAUGAAGAACUUCUUCGAUAUGCUGUUGUGACUCCUAAAUAUGAGCCGAGUUUCUCAUCACAACCGUUGAGGACAACUCAACUCUCCAAGAGUUUACAACAUACGACUAAUAGAGAAACACCUGCUCAACACACUGCAGAUAAUGAAGGGCACUCAAACAACGUGGCUACGCCAACUCCGUCAUUAGAAGAAUCCAGACCACAAAGUCGCACAUCUGAGGCUGAGAGCAUGGCAGACAGGUCUGUGUCAUCUGAGGAAAGAUCAGCGAGGUCGCAGACUGGAUCAGACAGAUCAGGACAAAGCAGCCCUGAUGCUCUGACCACCGUCAUGACUGAGAUGUUCAUUUCAGAGGAGAACCUGAACAAGAUGGACAACAUUUUGGACACCUGGAGCACAAACCUUAAGAGUAAUGUGAUGAUGGAGCUGAGGAAAUGGAAACUGGCCUUUGUGGAGCAGCACAGACUGGAGCUUAAGAAGGAGAAGGAACAUGCAGCCCAUAUGGCUGCUGUAAAUGCUGAGAUGGAUGGUCUCAAAGACCUGCUCAACACCUACAAGAUCUCUAACCAGAGAAAAGAUGAGGUGAUCGUGAAUCUGAGCAGGGCGGUUGACAGGCAGAAGGAGAAGCUGGAGCUGAUGAGAAGCUUCACCCAGUGGAGACUACAGCAGUGUGCUGCCAGAGAGGAGGCUCAGGGGGGCAGACUGGCAGAGCAGCACUAUCAUUUGCAGCUCAAGAGGAAGGUGUGGGCAGGCUGGCACUCGCUCAUCCAGAACAGGUGGCGGGAGCGUGUGGAGAGAGCAUGUUGUGCCAGAGCAGAGGACGUCUGCAUGCAGCUCUCUACAGACUACGAGGCCAAGAUGGCACAGCAUGUAGAGGAGCUCCAGAAAGCUCAAGCUGAAAUCCACAGGCUGCACACGGAGCGAGAGCGCUAUGAGGACUCUAUGAAGAAAGCUUUCAUGCGUGGGGUCUGUGCUCUCAACAUUGAGGCCCUUAGCAUGUUCAACACUGGAGAAGCGGGUAGACUGGAUCGUGAUGCUCCACUUCCAGGGGACGAGCCAAGCACCAGCUCAAUAGCCAAUCACCCUCCACGGACUGUCUCGUCAUCACGGCUCAGUCCAACUGUCAUGGAGAGUCCAGUACAUCUGGGCCCCUCCCACAGCAUUAUAGAGGAUAUCGAGGCGGAACAUUUUGUCUCUCAGUCUGGCUCAAGCACAGGCCCAAGAGCAGAAACUUUUUUCUCAACCACGGUGAUGAAUUCUUCCGGACCACCAGGGGGCAGUACAAGCUCUUUCAGACAGGCGAGCACACGAAUAGUAACAGCUGGCAAGCAAAAAGCCUCCAAGACAGUGACCGCUCGUUUGACGGGACGACCAGAGCAUAACCGGACGGGCCGCCCCCCCGCAGCUCUGCAUGUCAUGGGCGUGGCUCCUCCCAUGAGUUCAGUUGUUGUAGAAAGACACCACCCUGUCACUCAGCUCACCGUCGGCCAGGCAACAGCCGCUAAAUUCCCUCGCUCUGCUCUUCAGAGUCAGACUGUCUCCAGUAGCAAGAGCUCCUCCAGCCAACCCAGAGGCCCCUCCUCUUCCACCUUUCACAUCCACUCCAUCAAAGUUGUGGACUAACACACACACGCGUUCAUUUAUCUGUCAGGUCUUGUGUCUGGAUAUUGUAACUCAGUAUUUGAUUUGUUAAGAGGCUUUGAAUUAGAUUAAUACAUUUUUAGUACUAAAUGUAAUUUAUUUUUUCAUAACAUGAAAUUAAGUUAAGUUGUUUUAUACUGAAAUUGCCAAGAUUUUAAUUGAAGAAUCAUUAUUUAUUACAUGAUGUGGUUUCUUUAAUUUAUUAAAGUUGUUUGUCACCAUUUACAUUAUAAUGUUUUACAAAGUCAUAAUCAAAAUCUGCAACACUUUUCUGAUUCAUUGUUUCAGAUCAGUCAGCUUGUACUGUACCUUAAUCCACAUGUGGUACUAAAGAUAAUUGUUGGAUCCAUUAGAAAU
Onychostoma macrolepis is the source of this 2236-nucleotide messenger RNA. RefSeq names its product POC5 centriolar protein homolog (Chlamydomonas) (gene poc5). The record is from RefSeq and is a predicted model, not a curated record. Lineage: Eukaryota; Metazoa; Chordata; Actinopteri; Cypriniformes; Cyprinidae. Gene Ontology annotation, cellular component: centrosome.